Molecule: messenger RNA, 2055 nt
Organism: Eleginops maclovinus (Patagonian blennie)
Lineage: Eukaryota; Metazoa; Chordata; Actinopteri; Perciformes; Eleginopidae
Gene: enc3
Product: ectodermal-neural cortex 3
Molecular function (GO): protein binding
Source: RefSeq, a predicted model, not a curated record
CUUUGCUCUCCUGCAGGCUGCGUGUUUCCCCCGAGAACAAAACCUAAACUUUAAACUGCGUUCGCUUAUUUUUUAAUGCAAAUUUAAUCUCGAAUCUCGCGCCGCAGACACAUGGAUCAACCAUUCCCCGACACUUCAGGAUAUGAUGCCGUUUUGAACUCGGGAUGUGUAUAAAUUAACUUCAGACAACUCAACAACGGAACAAGUCAACAUACCCGGAUCAACUGUGCGCCUAUCAAGGUCCAAGUCAAGAUGUCUGUCAGUAACCACGAAAACAGAAAGUCUCGCUCCAGUUCCGGCUCCAUGAAUAUCCACCUCUUCCACAAGACGUCCCACGCCGACAGCCUGUUGACUCAGCUCAACCUGCUGCGCAAACGGAAAGUCUUCACAGAUGUCAUCCUGAAAGCGGGGAACAAAUCCUUCCCCUGCCACCGGGCCGUCCUCGCCUCCUGCAGCCGAUACUUCGAGGCGAUGUUCAGCGGCGGGCUCAGGGAGAGUCGUGACGCCGAGGUCAACUUCCACGACUCCCUGCAUCCCGAGGUGCUGGAGCUCUUGCUGGACUACGCCUACUCGGCUCGGAUCAUCAUCAACGAGGAAAACGCGGAGUCGCUCCUGGAGGCCGGAGACAUGCUCCAGUUCCACGACAUCCGGGACGCAGCGUCGGAGUUUCUGGAGAAGAACCUGCACCAGUCGAACUGUUUCGGGAUGAUGCUGCUGUCGGACGCGCAUCAAUGCAUGAAGCUUUACGAGCUGUCCUGGAGGAUGUGCCUCGCAAACUUUGCUACUCUUUUCAAAACAGAGGACUUUCUCAGCCUGCCCAGAGACAAAGUCCAGGAGCUGAUCUUAAGCGAGGAGCUGGAGGUGGAGGAUGAGAGCCUGGUGUACGAGGCUGUCAUCGACUGGGUCAAAGCGGACAUGGAGCACCGGCACAGCGAGCUUCCCGAGCUGCUGCGAUGCGUCCGCCUAGCUUUGCUCCCCGAGACGUACCUGCUGAAGAACGUGGCCUCGGAGGAGCUGGUGAUGUGCAAUAAAGUCGGCCGGGAGAUCGUCGAAGAUGCCGUGCGGUGCAAAAUGAGGAUCCUGCAGAACGACGGGAUUGUGACGGGUUUCUGCGCCCGGCCGAGGAAGGUCAGCCAGGCCCUGCUGCUGCUGGGAGGACAGACGUUCAUGUGCGAUAAAGUCUACAUGAUCGACAACAAGACGAAGGAGAUCACACCCAAAACAGACAUCCCCAGCCCCAGGAAGGAAUGUAGCGCCUGUGCUAUUGGAUGCAAGGUCUAUGUUACCGGAGGACGUGGCUCUGAGAACGGGGCCUCCAAAGACGUCUGGGUCUACGACACGUUACACGACGAGUGGUCCAAAGCUUCCCCGAUGCUGGUGGCCAGAUUCGGACACGGGGCGGCGGAGCUCGACCACAUGCUGUACGUCGUCGGAGGACACACGUCUCUCGCAGGGUCCUUCCCCGCAUCUCCGUCUGUGUCUCUGAAACAGGUGGAGCAGUACGACCCUCAGACCAACAAGUGGACGCUGGUGGCGCCUCUCCGAGAAGGGGUGAGCAACGCCGCCGUCGUGGGUGCCAAAAACAAACUCUUUGCCUUCGGGGGAACCAGUGUCAACCGGGACAAAUACCCCAAGGUGCAGUGCUUCGACCCGUGCCAGAACCGGUGGACCGUGCCCGCCUCGUGCCCGCAGUUGUGGCGCUACACUGCUGCGGCCGUGGUGGGGAAUCACGUCGUGGUGAUCGGAGGCGACACCGAGUUCUCCGCCAGCUCCGCUUACCGGUUCAACAGCGAGACGUUCCAGUGGUCCAAGUUUGGAGACGUGACGGCGAAACGGAUCAGCUGCCACGCAGUGGCGUCGGGAAACAGACUGUACGUGGUCGGGGGGUACUUUGGGGCUCAGAGGUGUAAAACUCUAGACUGUUACGACCCAUCGUCGGACUCUUGGGACAGUGUGACCAGUGUGCCCUACUCGCUCAUUCCCACCGCCUUCGUCAGCACAUGGAAGUACCUUCCAGCGUAGAGGGACAAACCAGCUCUAUGAAGGUUCUACAGA